CAUAUGUGCAGCACUGUGUACUUUUGAGGAGUGUUGAACUAGUCUUUGGGGGCUGCUGUCCGUGUUUUCUCUCCUCUCACAGUGUCUGCUCAUUGCAGGAAAGUUAAUUUGAACCUUUGCACCGUCUGAAAAUGUCUUGUUCAGCCUUUGGUUGCACUAGAAGACCUGCCAAGGACUCCACGGCUCAGUUUUUCCGUUUUCCUCUGAGUGAUGAGAUCCGGGUGAAGAAAUGGGUGAUGAACGUGAGGAGGAGGAACUGGAUGCCGUCUCGCUCGUCACGUCUGUGCUGCGCUCACUUUGAGGAGAAUCAGUUCUUCUUGGACAUAAAGGGGAAGAGGAGGCUGAAGGACACGGCUGUUCCCACCAUCUUCAACUUCCCUCCUUACCUGGUGAGAAAGAAAGAAGCAACGAAGGCAACGAGGAUCAAGUCGGUAAGUAUGACGGUAAGUGACGGUUUUGCUCCUGCACCUGUUCCUUUAUGUUCUCCACCUUCAUAUCAGCCUCAUUGGGAGCUCGGUCCUGUUAGUCCUCCUCCUCCUUCUCCUCCUGCUGCUCCUCUGUGUCCUGUGUUUAAUAAUGAAUUUGUUCCCAAAACUGAGAGUGAAGAUAUCAAAAUUUGUCCAGCUGAUUUUAAUAUGGUCACAGUGAAGGAGGAGCCGGUUGAGGAGCCGGUGGAGGAGCCGGUGGAGGAGCCGGUGGAGGAGCCGGUGGAGGAGCCGGUGGAGGAGCCGGUGGAGGAGCCGAUUCAUUACAACAUAGUCGUGAUCACAGCUGAUUUCGGUCAGGUUGUCGCCGACGACACGACCGAGAGCAGCACGAGCCAAGACUCUCAGGCAGUCAGCCACGAUCACAGCUACCUCUGCACCAAAGAGAAGCAGCUCCCCGCGUGCAACGACCACUGCUACAUCGGCUCCGAGUCGCCGCGGACGCUCAAACGCAAAGUGCUCGCCGUGCAGGAACAGCUGAUCGCAGCGCGCAAGAAGCUGAAGGUGAAGUGUCAACAGACGCGGAGACUCAAGUCAAGACUGCUGACUCUGAAAGAUCUGGUGAAGGUCCUGAGGAAAAAGUUACAACAAAAAAACCAACAACAGCUUUAG
This is a messenger RNA of Scomber scombrus (Atlantic mackerel), 1097 nucleotides long. RefSeq names its product THAP domain-containing protein 5-like. The transcript has 3 exons. Gene Ontology annotation, molecular function: sequence-specific DNA binding. NCBI's taxonomy places the organism in Eukaryota, Metazoa, Chordata, Actinopteri, Scombriformes, Scombridae. The record is from RefSeq and is a predicted model, not a curated record. Bases 132 to 1097 code for a protein of 321 amino acids.